Rotaria sp. Silwood2 is the source of this 446-nucleotide messenger RNA. NCBI's taxonomy places the organism in Eukaryota, Metazoa, Rotifera, Eurotatoria, Philodinida, Philodinidae. The record is from the annotation of a GenBank genome assembly.
AACAUCUUGCAUACAGACACAAAAAACGAACACAACUUUCUUUAGGUGAUCACCAACGAAAUUCACUUGAUCAACAAGUUCUUCAUAUAUUAUUCGUGCAAAUUGUAUGUUAUAUUAUAUUCACAACUCCUCAAUUAUGUAAUCUAGUGUUUAUUACAAUCUCAAUCACGCUUCCUAAUCGAUCAAGUGAAAACUUAGCUAUUGGAUCAUUUCUUAGUUUUCUAGCAGAAUUAAUGCUUUAUUUAUUUCCAGUUACAUCCUUUUAUCUAUACACACUCACAUCUCGUACAUUUCGUAAAGAAUUAAUCAAAUUUUUUUGUUUAAUACUUGGUCGAAAACAUCGAAUUACACCAGCCAUUGGAGGUACAACUGGUGGUUAUCAUCUUGAGCAUCAGAAAAAUAUAACAAGUGUAUAUGUAAAUCCAGUCAAAAUCACUUCAGUGUAA